AAUUGGACCUCCUGGCCCCCGGGGUGAAGAUGGUCCUGAAGGUCCCAAGGGUCGCUCAGGCCCCAAUGGAGAUCCUGGUCCUCUUGGUCCUGCUGGAGAGAAGGGGAAACUUGGCGUGCCAGGACUGCCUGGCUACCCAGGCAGGCAGGGCCCAAAGGGCUCAAUUGGGUUCCCAGGAUUUCCCGGAGCCAACGGCGAGAAGGGCACCCGGGGGACACCUGGCAAACCAGGGCCAAGGGGGCAGCGUGGUCCAACGGGUCCACGUGGGGAAAGAGGCCCUAGGGGAAGCACUGGGAAACCCGGCCCAAAGGGCAACUCUGGUGGUGACGGGCCCCCUGGUCCUCCUGGAGAAAGGGGACCACCAGGGCCUCAAGGAUCAACUGGAUUUCCUGGACCCAAAGGUCCCCCUGGUCCUCCUGGGAAGGAUGGAUUGCCUGGACACCCUGGGCAGAGAGGAGAGACUGGUUUCCAAGGCAAGACAGGCCCUCCAGGACCCCCUGGUGUUGUAGGCCCUCAGGGUCCAACUGGUGAGACUGGGCCGAUGGGUGAGCGGGGCCAUCCAGGCCCUCCAGGUCCCCCAGGUGAACAAGGUCUUCCUGGACUCACUGGCAAAGAAGGGACCAAGGGGGACCCUGGACCCGCUGGCCUCCCAGGGAAGGAUGGUCCCCCCGGCUUGCGAGGCUUCCCUGGGGAGAGAGGUCUCCCCGGCCCCAUUGGUCCUACCGGGCUGAAAGGCAACGAGGGUCCCCCAGGCCCCCCCGGCCCCGCAGGCUCCCCUGGCGAGCGUGGUCCUGCAGGAUCAGCUGGCCCCAUAGGCUUGCCAGGGAGACCUGGCCCUCAAGGACCUCUGGGACCUGCAGGUGAAAAAGGAGCCCCAGGAGAGAAGGGUCCUCAAGGACCAGCUGGCCGAGAUGGCAUCCAGGGCCCCGUGGGACUGCCAGGUCCAGCAGGUCCUGUCGGCCCCCCCGGGGAGGAUGGAGACAAGGGGGAGAUCGGGGAGCCUGGCCAGAAGGGCAGCAAGGGUGACAAAGGGGAGCAGGGUCCACCAGGUCCUACCGGCCCACAGGGUCCAAUUGGGCAGCCUGGCCAAGCUGGUGCUGAUGGAGAGCCAGGUCCCAGAGGACAGCAAGGCCUCUUUGGUCAGAAAGGUGAUGAAGGACCCCGAGGUUUCCCUGGUCCCCCUGGCCCGGUGGGCUUGCAGGGCUUGCCUGGGCCACCUGGUGAGAAGGGAGAAACAGGGGACGUUGGGCAAAUGGGCCCCCCAGGCCCACCUGGACCCAGAGGUCCAUCUGGACCACCAGGAGCAGAUGGUCCACAAGGUCCUCCUGGUGGAAUAGGAAAUCCUGGUGCAGUAGGAGAGAAGGGUGAACCUGGUGAAUCUGGUGAGCCUGGGCUGCCUGGCGAGGUUGGCCUCCCGGGUCCUAAAGGUGAAAGGGGUGAAAAGGGUGAAGCAGGUCCCUCUGGUGCUGCUGGUCCACCUGGCCCCAAAGGUCCACCAGGAGAUGAUGGUCCCAAAGGCAGCCCUGGUCCAGUUGGUUUCCCUGGUGACCCUGGUCCUCCUGGAGAACCUGGUCCAGCUGGUCAGGAUGGUCCUCCUGGUGACAAAGGUGAUGAUGGAGAACCUGGACAGACUGGUUCCCCUGGUCCCACAGGAGAGCCAGGCCCCUCUGGCCCCCCAGGAAAAAGGGGCCCUCCUGGUCCAGCUGGUCCCGAAGGAAGGCAAGGAGAGAAAGGAGCCAAGGGUGAAGCUGGUUUGGAAGGACCUCCAGGGAAGACUGGCCCAAUUGGUCCCCAAGGUGCUCCAGGGAAGCCUGGCCCUGAUGGCCUUCGAGGGAUCCCUGGUCCAGUCGGUGAACAAGGUCUCCCAGGAUCCCCUGGCCCAGAUGGUCCUCCAGGCCCACUGGGCCCUCCGGGUUUGCCUGGCCUUAAAGGAGACUCUGGCCCCAAAGGGGAGAAGGGUCAUCCAGGUUUAAUUGGCCUUAUUGGACCACCAGGAGAGCAGGGAGAAAAGGGUGACAGAGGUCUCCCAGGCCCCCAGGGCUCAGCAGGACCCAAAGGAGAGCAGGGUAUCACAGGUCCCUCUGGACCAAUUGGACCUCCAGGGCCACCAGGAUUACCGGGUCCACCUGGUCCCAAAGGUGCUAAAGGAUCAUCAGGUCCAACAGGUCCAAAGGGUGAAUCUGGGCUUCCUGGACCCCCAGGGCCUCCUGGUCCUCCUGGAGAAGUCAUCCAGCCACUGCCCAUCCAGUCUUCCAAGAGGACCAGGCGAAACAUCGACGCCAGCCAGCUGCUGGACGAGGGAAAUGCUGACAACUACAUGGACUAUGCAGAUGGCAUGGAAGAAAUUUUCGGCUCUCUGAAUUCCUUGAAACUGGAAAUUGAACAAAUGAAGCAUCCCUUGGGCACUCAACAUAACCCAGCACGUACCUGCAAGGAUCUGCAGCUCUGUCACCCCGAUUUCCCAGAUGGUGAAUACUGGGUUGAUCCUAACCAAGGAUGUUCCAGGGACUCUUUCAAAGUUUACUGUAAUUUCACAGCUGGUGGAGAGACGUGUAUCUUCCCUGAUAAGAAAUCUGAAGGAGCUAGAAUUACUUCUUGGCCAAAGGAAAACCCAGGCUCCUGGUUCAGUGAAUUCAAGCGGGGUAAACUGCUCUCCUACGUGGAUUCGGACGGGAACCCCAUCGGCGUGGUGCAGAUGACGUUCCUCAGGCUCCUGAGUGCCUCGGCCCACCAGAACAUCACCUACAACUGCUACCAGUCUGUAGCCUGGCACGAUGCCACCACCAACAGCUACGACAAGGCCAUCCGCUUCCUGGGCUCCAACGAUGAGGAGAUGUCCUAUGACAACAACCCCUACAUCCGAGCCACCGCCGACGGCUGCGCGGUACGUGGCAGGAGUUGGGGGUGUCCAGAUCUGUAACCAGUGGAGUCCCCCAGGGAUCAAACCUGGGUCCAAUCCUGUUCAACAUCUUCAUUAAGGACCUGGGUGAUGGUGCAG
Merops nubicus (carmine bee-eater) is the source of this 2998-nucleotide messenger RNA. Its product is annotated as collagen alpha-1(V) chain. Lineage: Eukaryota; Metazoa; Chordata; Aves; Coraciiformes; Meropidae. The coding region runs from base 542 to 2920 and encodes 792 amino acids. Gene Ontology annotation, molecular function: extracellular matrix structural constituent. The record is from RefSeq and is a predicted model, not a curated record. The transcript has 36 exons.